CCAGACCUUCGCAUACACACUCGCACACAAACCCCGUUCAAUGUGCCAGCCAGCAGAAAGAUUGUGAUUUUUCGUUGUGAAAUAACAACACUCCGCGCAGUGCAGCAGCAGCUUCCCGCUCCCAGCCACAGAAAAUGUCCGCCAGCGAGGGUCCGUCGAAGGUUGAGUUCAAAAUCGAGGAAUCGGGCCGCAAGCUGAAAAAGGCGGAGGUCGACUUUAUGCGCCUGAUCGAGCAGCAGAACCUGCAGCGUGUCCAGAAGUUGCAGCGCCAGCGACGCAAUAACAAACUGACCGGCAUCGCGCUCGGCGGCACCGUGCUCGGCAUCUACCUCUACUCGAUGCUGUCGGUGAAGCAGGAGAAAUUCCUGGACGAUUUCGAGGAACCGGUCAAGCUAGAGGUGGAAAACAAGGCGCUGUAAGAGCGGGUUUGUAAGAGCCUCCGCAGUAGCACACUCACACACACAAGAUGUCCGCUUCGACGAAAAUAUCGAAAGCCCUAACCUCAACCGGCAUCCGGCUGCCACCGUUGCCCACCAUCCGCGAUCUGG
This is a messenger RNA of Anopheles arabiensis, 548 nucleotides long. RefSeq names its product cytochrome c oxidase assembly factor 3, mitochondrial (gene Ccdc56). Bases 135 to 419 code for a protein of 94 amino acids. Lineage: Eukaryota; Metazoa; Arthropoda; Insecta; Diptera; Culicidae. Gene Ontology annotation, biological process: mitochondrial respiratory chain complex IV assembly. Gene Ontology annotation, cellular component: mitochondrial inner membrane. The record is from RefSeq and is a predicted model, not a curated record. The transcript has 2 exons.